UUCGGCGAAAUUCGUUGUCUAUAUUUGUACUUGAGCUACUGAUAAGACACAUAAAAAAGUGAAUUUGAAAUUUGAAUAACCUUUAAAGUCAGCGUUUCCUUGUUUUGAAAUUAUUUUAGUAAAAGUUGAGCUUUACAAACUCGAGUUUCAAUUUUCAAAAAUUCAAACUUGAUUUUAAAGUCGUAUGAUCGUUUUAUGGCUUCAAGUUGUGUGGUUUAUUUUUUUUAUCACUAAUGUUGAAGUUGAAUGUUCCAAGAUGUUUGAACACGUUGUGAAUUCGUUUCCAGAAAUUAAUAAACCGCUAUCAGCAAAAUACUUGCAAUGUUCAGCCUAUCUUACAAUAAAAGAAAGGGUACCUGGUAUCCUGCAAGGAGCCAUUGACGAUCUCAGAAACGAUGAAGAAAUAAAAUCAAAAUACGGAGAGGACGUCGUUAAAGAAAUCGAAACAAUCGUCAAGCAAGUCGAAACACUAAAAAAUGGUAUGUCGAACGAUCAUCCAUUCGUUGAAUUAACCACCAGCGGUAGUUUAUCCGAAGAAGCAGCCAUAUUCAACAAAGGAAUACAGAAAAGACAACUUGAAAAUUCUGGAAAUCCUGCAUCUUGGUUCCAAGCAGAAUGGCUUUUCGCAGAAUGUUACUGUUAUUUUAAAUUGAACGAAAUUUUCCGCACGAGCGAGUAUUUGAACGAAUACGAUUACUUUUCGAAGGUGAAAAAUGAGUCACUUUUAGCUUCCAAAGCGCCUAUACUCCAACUGGCUAAAUUCAUCAAUGAAAAUCGAAUCAAGUGGGCGAGUACUGAAGAGGAGAAGAAACAAACUUUCAUUUUCUUAUUGAAGUGUUCGCUGUGGGGUAAUAAAGCUGACCUGUCGUUGUCCGGUGGUAAAACAGUUGCAAGUGAUCACACUGUUGGCUCUGAAAUGUCCACAUUGGAUCAGAAUAUAAUAGCUAAUGAUUUAGAAGAAGUUUACGAGCUGUUAAAUAACAACGAGGAUCAAAUUAUUGAUAUUGUUCUGGAUAAUGCUGGAUUCGAAUUAUUCAAUGAUUUAUGUUUCGCUGAUUUCCUAGUUCAGGCGGGGUUCGCCAAAAAAGUCAUCUUCCAUGGUAAACCGAUGCCAUGGUUCGUAUCUGAUGUUACUCCUCUCGAUUUCAGUUCUAUCUUCGAAAUAUUACAAAAUCAGUUCAAAUCAGAACAAAUCGACAAGCUUGUAAAUGAAUGGCUGAAUUACUUGAAAAAUGCCCAAUGGAUAUUCAAAGCAGAAACAUUUUGGAUCUUGCCGUACGAUUUUAGUAAAAUGUCCACCGUAAAUCCAAAACUAUACGAAGAACUUUCCCAAAACAAAUUGAUCAUUUUUAAAGGUGACCUGAACUACAGAAAAUUAGUCGGUGAUAUUUACUGGGAACCUACGACUAGUUUCAAAACCGCAUUAAGAGAGUUUGAUCCUACUAACGUGGUAGCAUUACGAACUGUGAAAGCUGAUUGUGUGGCCGGACUUAGGGAAGGUCUUUUUGAAGAAAUGACUCAGAAAAAUCCUAACUGGUUGAUUAAGCCUACCGGAGAGUACGCUCUUCUACAACUUUCGAAGAAAAAGUGAUAAAAUUUAGUUCAUCUCAAGUGAUGUGAUUAUUAUUUCAUUGCAUUCUGAAUGGGUUUAUAAGUCACUUUAGUUUCUAAUAAAACGUUUUUAGAAUUUCUCAGUAA
Messenger RNA from Planococcus citri (citrus mealybug), 1698 nucleotides. RefSeq names its product damage-control phosphatase ARMT1-like. Gene Ontology annotation, cellular component: nucleus. NCBI's taxonomy places the organism in Eukaryota, Metazoa, Arthropoda, Insecta, Hemiptera, Pseudococcidae. Gene Ontology annotation, biological process: DNA damage response. Gene Ontology annotation, molecular function: phosphatase activity. The coding region runs from base 185 to 1591 and encodes 468 amino acids. The transcript is spliced from 7 exons. The record is from RefSeq and is a predicted model, not a curated record.